GUGGUCCCAUGUGGAGAUGGGUCCCCCUGACCCCAUCCUGGGGGUGACGGAAGCUUUCAAGCGUGACACCAACUCCAAGAAGAUGAACCUGGGAGUGGGGGCAUACCGGGAUGACAACGGGAAGCCAUACGUCCUGAACUGUGUUCGCAAGGCGGAGGCCAUGAUAGCAUUCAAGAAGAUGGACAAGGAGUACUUGCCCAUUGGGGGGCUGACAGAUUUCACCCGGGCAUCCGCAGAACUGGCUCUGGGUGAAAACAGUGAGGCUCUCAAGAGUGGACGGUAUGUCACUGUGCAGGGUAUUUCUGGGACUGGAUCUCUGCGAAUUGGAGCCAGCUUUUUGCAACGGUUCUUCAAGUCUAGCCAUGAUGUGUAUCUACCCAAACCAUCCUGGGGCAAUCACACACCUAUUUUCCGUGAUGCUGGCCUGCAACUGCAGGCUUACCGCUACUAUGACCCCAAGACAUGCAGCCUUGACUUCUUUGGAGCCAUGGAUGACAUUUCUAAAAUUCCAGAGAAGAGCAUCAUCCUCUUGCAUGCUUGUGCUCACAACCCCACUGGGGUGGAUCCCCGGCAGGAGCAAUGGAAGGAGAUGGCAGCUGUGGUGAAGAAACGAAACCUCCUCGUGUACUUUGACAUGGCCUACCAGGGCUUUGCCAGCGGGGACAUCAACCGAGAUGCCUGGGCUGUGCGGUACUUCAUCGACCAGGGCAUUAACGUACUCAUAUCACAGUCCUACGCCAAGAACAUGGGGCUGUAUGGAGAGCGUGCGGGUGCCUUCACAGUGAUCUGCAGUGAUGCAGAGGAAGCCAAGAGGGUCGAGUCACAGCUGAAGAUCCUCAUCCGUCCCAUGUACUCCAACCCACCCCUGAACGGAGCCCGCAUCGCCUCCAUCAUCCUCAACACCCCUGACAUACGGAAGGAGUGGCUCACAGAGGUGAAGGGCAUGGCUGACCGGAUCAUCAGCAUGCGGACUCAGCUGGUGUCCAACCUCAAGAAAGAGGGAUCUUCCCACAACUGGCAGCACAUCACUGACCAGAUUGGCAUGUUCUGCUUCACGGGGCUGAAGCCUGAGCAGGUGGAACAGCUGAUCAAGGAGUUCUCCAUCUACAUGACAAAGGACGGGCGAAUCUCUGUGGCAGGAGUUACAUCGGGCAAUGUAGGUUACCUGGCUCAUGCCAUCCAUCAAGUCACAAAGUAAAGACAGGUGUGUGCCCUGGA
Messenger RNA from Strigops habroptila (Kakapo), 1218 nucleotides. RefSeq names its product aspartate aminotransferase, mitochondrial. Gene Ontology annotation, biological process: biosynthetic process; L-aspartate catabolic process. Bases 17 to 1198 code for a protein of 393 amino acids. Gene Ontology annotation, molecular function: pyridoxal phosphate binding; L-aspartate:2-oxoglutarate transaminase activity. Lineage: Eukaryota; Metazoa; Chordata; Aves; Psittaciformes; Psittacidae. The transcript has 9 exons. The record is from RefSeq and is a predicted model, not a curated record. Gene Ontology annotation, cellular component: mitochondrion.